CCAUACACGUUUCUGCUCUGCUCUUCUUCUUCGUGCAGCCCGACAAGCUCCCCCCCAAGCCACCGACUUCUAUUUCUUGAGAAAAUUGGUAACAAGCUUGAUUUUUCCCUUCCUUUUCUUGUUAAAGAACUGAUUUUAGGACCUAGAACCCUCCCUUUGAAGUAGGAAUUUCCAGAUCUGCUCUGCUCUUCCUCCCCUGUCCGCCGUUGCUGCUAGGUACGAAUUUCUGGGCAUUUCUCUAGUAAGAUUCAGCCAUGAAUCCCUCUCUUUAGCCUUGAUUCAAGUUGGGUUACUCUAAUUUCCUUUUUUUUUUCCUUCAAUUUUGUGUGUGUUCUCUCCAAUUCUCGCCAGCCCUCCACACUGCCAGCUCCGGUUUCAGCUUGUCGAAAUUUUCUGGUGCUGUUGUGGCUUAGAGCUCUGGGGUCGAGUUUCCUAUUUUAUGCGAAGUGAGGUAGUGUGAUCCAAGACUCGGAAAUCAAGGGGAAUGACGUGGUAGAAGGCUAGUCACUUGAGAUUUGACAUGGAUUCUAGAUAUAUAUACCAUGCUCUUGUAAGUUAGAUUUUAAUUGAAAAUUUUAUGGUAUCAAAACUGAUUUUGUUGAAUAAGUUCCGAGCCUUGUGCACUUGUAGGACCCGUCUCACAAAUGUACGGCAUCUGUUACGCCCUCGGAUUUGGGUUUUGGGGCGUGACACUGAGAAAAAUUAUUAUUGAUGAAAACAUAUAAGAGAAGAUAUAUUCUUCUUUAUAUGCCUCAAUAUGCUCUAAAAGUGGCAAUCUCAAGAGGGUAAUUUUAACAUGUAUAUUCAAAUACAUGUCUUUAUAUUGC
Molecule: messenger RNA, 827 nt
Organism: Rubroshorea leprosula
Lineage: Eukaryota; Viridiplantae; Streptophyta; Magnoliopsida; Malvales; Dipterocarpaceae
Source: the annotation of a GenBank genome assembly